AUGUUUGGUUGGCCGUCAUUGACUACACGAUCAUAUUUCUGGCUUUUAUAUGCGUUGUCUGCUCUUUUUGCCAUAUAUUGUUUAAGAGGGCCGUUGAAGAUACCAGAUGGUAAGGAUAUUGGAAUACUUUCUCACUGUUCUUAUUUGAUAAUAUACUGCUUGGAAAAAUAAUGGUUUUUUUUUUUGAUUUCAGUGUUUUCGCUGUCUUCGUAUUUUAACAACCUCACGCCGAAGUUCUACGUCGCGCUAACGGGUACAUCUAGUCUGGUGUCCGGCAUUAUUCUUAUAUUCGAAUGGUGGUAUUUUAAAAAGUAAGUGUCUCAGGGCAAAAGGGAAGUGCCGACGCACCUGGGCCUUGCUAAUUAUCUCUGGCUUUUCACUUUUGUGCUCGUGGGGGCCCGGGGGUUGGCCAACUUGUGAGCCGCGCACCUGGGGUUUUCACUUAUUCGGGUCCAAGACAUAUCAGCUGCAGUUUAUAUCUAAUUUCUUGUAAAUUUAAACGUGUCCAUGGGUAAUGCGCAAAUGUAAGCGGAUUUUUAUAAGUGGUUAAAAGUCAGUUGUUUGCAAACGCUAUUUAACCUUUUUAGUAACAACCUCGAAAAUGGAAUGGAUCUUGAGGAUCAGAGUGAUGGCGAAGACUCUUUAGAGCAAAACAGUAAGUUUUUCAAAUAUUGUAUUUACUUUUUAGAAUGCGAAACUGGCCCUGAGGAGCUUUCUAAUGAUUGUAAAGUUUGGAGAAAUCCUACGGCGCUCUUUAGAGGCGCUGAAUAUCAAAGGUUUAGUAAAAUGACGCAGAGAGAUCCUUUAACAUUUCAUGAUCUGAACUUAUCAGCCCAAGAUCAUCAGCAAAUAUUUUGCUGUGAGCAGGAUGCAGGAAGAGAAGAUUACGAAAGUAAGUCUUUCUUUUGUUUAAGUCUAUAAUACACGGUUUCUUUCUAUAUUUUAUUUUGUUUUAGUAAUGCAACUGGCAUGGAGAGAGCGUGACGGCUCUAGCCGGAUAAAAGCUGCCAAACGAGCUUUAGAAAUUAAUCAAGACUGUGCGCCAGCCCUUAUUUUAUUAGCCGAGGAGGACUGCGAAACGUUGAAUGAAGCUGAGGAACUUUUAAGGUAUAUUUUCUCCUUAUUUUGACACUUUGUUUUAGGAAAGCACAGAGACCCGCUGAGAUUGCUUACCGAAGAAGUCAGGCACUCGGGCAAUAUGAUCCUGAUUCGGCCGAGAGAACCAGAGAUAUGAACAUGCUCGUGUUCAUUCGAAGGAGAAUAGCUAUGAUUUUGAGAAGACAAGGGCGAUUACGGGAAGCAAUCAAGAUUAUGAGAGAUGUACGUUUUUUUACAAUAACAGUGUAAAAUCAGCGUUUUUAACCGACCGGCUUUAAAUUUUUUGCGUAGAUAGAACAAUUUCACAUGACAAAAAUGACGGCAGUUUGACAAUGUGACUGACGCAUAAAGUUGACGACUUAACAGCCCUUUUAAAUAUCGUUGCAAUCCCUGAAUAUUUGUGCAGCGAAACCUUAAUUUUUUGUUAAUUUUUGCAGAGCUGGUUGUUAUUCUACUAAACUCAUGUUUGCGUUGUGAUUUGUGAAAUUAGGUACUGCUACUUUUUCCGGGGUUAGCUUUCUGCGUGAAAUCUGAAAUACGCACAAAAUUUUACAAAAAAAAGCGAAAGUUAAAGUGUUUUUUAAUGUCGCUUGUCAUAUUCGAUUUGACAAUCCUGGUUUUAUUCUGUCAUUAUUAUCGAAUUACAGUUAAUAAAAGAAUAUCCUUUGAUGAAUGUGAUGAAUAUCCACGAGAAUCUAAUAGAAGCUUUGUUGGAACAACGGGCGUAUGCCGAUGCGCAGGCUGUCCUCGCCAAAUAUGAUGGUAAGAACAGUCCGAUGUGCCUAGAUUAUAUAGUUUUCGAAUUUGUAAUCAUUUUGUUUUUAGAUAUAGCCCUUCCAAAAUCAGCAACAAUAUGUUUUAGCUCUGCCUUAUUGAAAACACGGUUAAUCGCGGAUAAGUGAGUUAUAUUUUGGUUUUAAAUUGACGUUUAGAUUUGAAACGGAUUCCUUGAGGCGUCGAGGAUUCUCUUCGGCUGAAAUGAGUGCCGUUGAAGCGAUCCAUAGGGCCGUCGAAUUCAAUCCUCAUGUGCCUCUGUAUCUCCUCGAAAUGAAGCCUUUGAUCCUACCUCCCGAACACAUUUUGAAAAGGGGAGAUUCUGAAGCCAUAGCUUACGCCUUUUGGCAUUUGCCCCAUUGGAAACGGGUUGAUGGAGCUCUUCAAGUCUUGCAAUACACUUGGGAAGGAAGUAAGUGUGGCCAAUGUAGUGUUAAUAUUGGUUUCUUUAGCGUUUCGGUUGAUCCCUAAUCCUACGGAAAAGGGGCAUCUUUUCUAUCCGUACCCUCCAACCACCGCCGCGUCCGAAAGAGAACUACUCCCUGGUAAGUUACGGUAUUAUUGCAGACCACUGUUUAGGUUGGCAUGAGAUGUCGAUAUACCCAAAACGCAGUUUUCCGUUUGGAACCAUCUUAACGACUCUUCUGUGUAUAGCUGUGGCCAUCUCCGCGAUCGUCCUUCAUCAUUUCCCCCAAUCCCUCAAUGAAGUCGUCGACAAAUUUAGUGUUUAUUUAAUGGCCAUAUCAAGCUCCUUGGUUGAGUACAUUUACAACUUUGUGCCCGAAAACAUCCCCGCCUUAAUUGCAUCAAAGAGUCCGACACCGGCUGUCUCCAACCAGCCAGUACGGGCCUGA
Molecule: messenger RNA, 2726 nt
Organism: Bursaphelenchus xylophilus (pine wood nematode)
Lineage: Eukaryota; Metazoa; Nematoda; Chromadorea; Rhabditida; Aphelenchoididae
Source: the annotation of a GenBank genome assembly